CCAAGAAACACGCAGCGGUCACCAGUGAUCGAGAUGGCUGCGUCUCUGCUCCCCGAGGCCGCGCAGAAGGUCUUCACCCCCGAAACCCUCCGCUCCGCCGCCAAGCAAUCCGAGGGUAUCCACCUCGUCCCCCUCUCCCUCCGCCGCGCCAUCAAGAAGUUCCUCCGAGACAGGGAUAAUUCCCAUAUGAACCGGAAGGUGUUGCUCCUUUCGGAGUCCUUCAACAGGAUCAAGGAUGCCAACCUCCAGCUUGCCGCCUCCGCCUACCGCGACCUCGUGGACGACCCUUUUAGGCCCGUCGAGCACCUGGCCGGCCGGUGGAAGAUACAGUCCGCCUAUGGAGACAUCGGCCUCAAGUAUAGGGAAGACGAGACCGUGGCAUAUGUGGCCUCCCGCAUGCCUGCCGUGUACUCCGCGUGCCACCGGGUCCUCCGUGAGGUCCGCCGGAGGCUGCCGGACUUCUCUCCUUCGAAAGUAUUGGAUUUUGGUGCCGGACCUGGUUCAGCGCUUUGGGCAAUGCGGGAGGUCUGGCCUCGUUCUUUGGAAAGAAUAAAUUUGGUAGAACCAUCCAAAUCGAUGCAAAGAGCUGCUCAAAGCCUUUUACAAGAUUUGAAAGGAUUGCCCAUAAUUCACAGCUAUGAUAGCAUUCAAGCAUUGAACCGUAACCUGGACAAACAUGAUAGAAAGCAUGAUCUCGUAAUUUCUUCUUAUGCUCUUGGGGAGAUACCAUCACUUAGUGAUCGGAUCACAAUUGUGCGUCAACUUUGGGACCUUACACGAGAUGUUUUGGUUUUGUUGGAGCCUGGAACUCCACAUGGAUCAAAAAUUAUAACACAAAUGCGUUCCUAUAUUUUAUGGAUGGCAAAGAGGAAAUGCCGCAAGAAUGGUGAAUCAUCUAAUGUGGCUUCUAGUGAUGAGAAAAGCAUUGUUCAACCUAAGGGCUUACUAAAAAAUGGUGCAUUUGUGGUUGCCCCUUGUCCCCAUGAUGGACGCUGUCCUUUGGAGAAUACUAGUAAAUAUUGUCACUUUGUUCAAAGACUUGAGAGAACAUCAUCACAACGUGCAUAUAAGCGGUCUAAAGGUGAGCCAUUACGUGGUUUUGAGGAUGAGAAAUUCUGUUUUGUUGCACUGAGACGUGGCAAACGACCACAGGAAGCUUGGCCACUUGAUGGAAUGGAGUUUGAGACACUGAAAGAGCGACUUGCUAAGAGGAAUCCAGAGGAUCUUAUCAUUGACUUUGAGGAUCAAUUUGCAACAGAAGAUGACGCAGAGAGCCCAUUUGAAGACGCAUUGGUCCCCUAUGCCUCUGAUAUUGCGGAGACUAACAUGUUCCAUGAAAAUGAAAAUGAGGAAGAAGAACAAACCCAUGCUGAUCUUGGGAGUGGUUGGGGUCGGAUUAUCUUCACACCAAUGCGGAGGGGAAGGCAAAUUCAGAUGGACAUAUGUAGAUCCACCAAACGGGAUGGCUCUGUAGGCGCAUUCGAGCGAAUGGUGGUCACGCAAGCCAAGAAUCCAACACUUCAUCUCCAGGCUCGCCGAUCUCUUUGGGGUGAUCUUUGGCCGUUUUAGAUUUGAUAGGGUUUGGUAGAGCCAACAUAUUUGUAAUUUCCAGCCAUUUCCUUGUACACUGAUAUUUAUGAAUAAUAUCUCGUUAAUUUAGGAAGGAAUGGCUUCUGCCUUUCUAUCAUAUUAUACAAAGGUCUCAUCAUUGCUUCCACAUAAAAAGGGCAAUGCCGAUUGACUUGUAUUUUCUAACCUUUGCCUUAUUAGUUUUGGCUACACAAAAUGGAUUUGGACAAAUUCUUCAUUUUAAUGUAUUA
Molecule: messenger RNA, 1820 nt
Organism: Musa acuminata subsp. malaccensis (wild Malaysian banana)
Lineage: Eukaryota; Viridiplantae; Streptophyta; Magnoliopsida; Zingiberales; Musaceae
Biological process (GO): translation
Molecular function (GO): methyltransferase activity
Source: RefSeq, a predicted model, not a curated record